This is a messenger RNA of Mya arenaria, 888 nucleotides long. RefSeq lists its product as uncharacterized. The transcript is spliced from 3 exons. Lineage: Eukaryota; Metazoa; Mollusca; Bivalvia; Myida; Myidae. The record is from RefSeq and is a predicted model, not a curated record. Bases 1 to 888 code for a protein of 295 amino acids.
AUGGCAGCGUGGUUGUGUGACCUUACAUCCCAGUACGCUUUGAAGGUAACGGCAUAUUCAGCCAGUUCAGAAUCACAUUGCGGAAGCUACACCAAUCUAACAAAUCCUGCACUGCGUACUGACAAUAACGACCUAACACUUGUUCAAAUACCGCUAGGAUGGUACCGGUAUACUGGGACUGAUGCCGGUAUCAUGGCAACUAGCUGUCCGAACGGAAACAUCGAGUGUGGUGCAAAACAACUAGUCUGGAUUCAAGCGACAACACCAACACCAACAACUACGACGACCACACCAACACCAACAACUACGACGACCACACCAACAACUACGACGACCACACCAACACCAACAACUACGACGACCACACCAACAACUACGACGACAGCACCAACAACUACGACGACCACACCAGCAACUACGACGACAGCACCAACAGCUAAGACGACAGCACCAGCAACUACGACGACCACACCAACAACUUCGACGACAGCACCAACAACUACGACGACCACACCAACAGCUACGACGACCACACCAACACCAACACCAACAACUACGACGACCACUCCAACAUCAACAACUACGACGACCACACCAACACCAACACCAAAAACUACGACGACAGCAUCAACAGCAACACCAACAUCUUCGACGAAAUCAUCAACACUUACACCAAAUACUUCGUCACCAACAACAACAACUUCGAAAACAACACCAAGAACUGCAACUACGACAAGAACAUCAACAUCAACACCAACACCUACAACGACAACGUCGACACCAAACUUGAGAAUAACUGAAUUGUUAACGCCGUCAUCGAACACUACACUCAGUAAGCGUUUGUCCCGUAACACUUCUAGCCGGAUCGCAUCAAGUGGUGCUUUUUAA